CCGUUGGUGAUUUGAUUAUUAUUGGAAUUAACAAGUUUUAUCAACAACGAAGUGUCUACGGGGGAACAAUGCCCUGGAUAAAUGUUGGAAUGAUGAGAUGAUCACUCAGUUGGCGGUGAUGGCCGCUGGUGGUGGUAUAGGUGGGGGCGGAAGUGGCAGUAAUACCGGUGGUGGUGGUGUCAGUCGUGCGGGCGGUCUUACUCUUCACAGAUCAAAUUCCAGCCUGGAAUUGCCGCACAGUCCAGAGCGUACAGGCCGAGCAGUUGAUGCCCAACCACUAAGACGCGAAUAUGGUUCCCACGGUAGCAUCGACGUUGUCAGUGGCCAGUGUAAUUCAGCAAGUGGUGGAGACAAUUUAUUCGCAAUGCUGCAGGACUUCAGAAGUGGACGUACAUCAGCAGAUCGUCUGUACCAUCAUCACACGGAUAAUUCACCAGGAAUUGUCUCCACUGACGAAGUGUGUGGCCCCACGUCUUCAUCAAGUCCAAAAUUACGUCUAAAGCUCAAUCGACUCUGGGGUGGAAAAGAAACAGGAUCCAGUGGAAUGUCAUCGAUAUCAACACCCACCAGUACCCCAUCGUCUGUCGUUCCGGGUGAUUUGGAGGAGCGUCAUCGACGAAGGGCUUUUCUCCACUACGACUGCCAGUCACUCACAGCGAAUUUAGGAUAUGCUGCUAAACUCCGGGGCAUUUUACUCGCCAGGAGAAGAAAUACAGCCACUGGUGCAUCAGCAGCGAGUACGAUACGUGCGCCAACUCCAGAUGAGACUCCAGACAGUAAUUCCAAUCCAGGUGGAGAGACUCAAGAGGACUCUGGUGAUGGCAAGAGCAAUGACCUUCUGGAGUCUUGUCCAUUCUUCAGGAAUGAAAUCGGUGGAGAGGGUGAGAGAGAAGUGGCUCUUGGACGGUCUCCAAUGUCAACACCAGGUGCUCACAGGCCCUCACUAUCCUAUGGUGUCUCUGUUCUGGAGCCACCACCAGGGGAGACUCUCUGGAAACACACGUGUCCUCUGAGAAAACGUCUCCUACCAAUAGAGAGUAUCGACGAGGGUGCUCGUUACUACCGAAAGUAUUUUCUGGGUAAAGAUCAUCAGAAUUGGUUUGGAAUGGACGAUCAGUUGGGUCCAGUGGCAAUCAGUAUUCGUAGGGAUGGUAAUCAUUACAGAAUAAUUGUUCGAACCUCUGAACUCUUGACACUGCGUGGAUCGAUACCAGAGGAAGCCCUUUGUCUACGUAAUAAUCAGACAAGUAGAAUACCUACACGUGAGAUAAUGGAGCUCGUUGCACCGGAAGUUCAACUGGGGUGUCUCAAGUUGGGUACGCAGCCAGCUGAGGAAGCCCUAGCAAGGCUCGAUGAACAAGGGCUCUCGAAUCGUUACAAAGUUGGUGUGCUCUAUUGCAGAUCUGGACAGAGAACUGAAGAGGAAAUGUACAAUAAUCAGCACUCAGGGCCUGCAUUCCUUGAAUUUCUGGAGACAAUUGGCCAGAGAGUGAGACUGAGGGGUUUUGAGGGGUACAAAGCUGGACUGGACACCAGAACAGACUCAACAGGAACUCACACUGUUGCUUCAACACAUCGUGGAGCUCAAGUGACACUUCACGUUGCCACGAUGCUUCCAUUCACUCCCAAUAAUAGACAACAAUUAUUACGAAAACGCCACAUCGGUAAUGAUAUUGUAACAAUAGUCUUCCAAGAACCCGGUGCUCUACCCUUCAGUCCAAAACGCAUAAGAUCUCAAUUUCAACAUGUCUUCAUCAUCGUUCGUGCUAUUAAUCCAUGCACUGAUAAUACUCAAUACAGCGUUGCUGUAUCGCGCAGCAAGGAGGUACCGAUUUUCGGACCACCAGUUGCCAAGGGGGGAAUAUUCAACAAAGGCAAAUCAUUUGCCGAUUUUAUUCUUGCCAAAGUAAUAAAUGCUGAGAACGCUGCACAUCGCUCUGAAAAAUUUUCAACAAUGGCAACAAGAACGCGACAGGAGUACCUCAAAGAUUUAGCUGUUAAUUACUCAACCACAACGAUUAUCGAUACUGGACAAAAAUUCUCGAUAAUGUCAUUUAGCAGUAAGAAAAAAGCAACAGUAAGACCGAGAUUGGCUUGUGAUGCUGCACAGAGGGGUGCCAUUUGUUGGCAAGUUAUAUUGGAGGAGAGUACACAGAAUACAGAUUGCUACCUUGGAAUUAGUGUUGAUACUAUCGUUCUUAUUGAGGAGCACUCGAGGCAAACUGUUUAUGUAUCACCGUGCGUCAGUAUUCUAGGCUGGCAUGCGCAGACUAAUAGCUUGAGGCUUUAUUAUCACCAGGGUGAGUGCAUCAGUAUCCAUGUGAGACCUGAUUACACGGAGAGAGACGAGAUAAUGGAGAUUGUCGCUAGACUUCGAGCUGUUACACAAGGAUCACCAGCAUCUGAGCUGUCACUGAGGAGAAAUAGCCUGGGACAAUUGGGAUUUCAUGUUCAGCCUGAUGGUGUUGUUACCCAGGUGGAGAGUAUGGGACAGUCUUGGCAGGCCGGUCUCAGACAGGGAUCGCGACUCGUUGAAAUUUGUAAAGUCGCCGUUUCUACUCUCAGUCACGAUCAAAUGGUUGAUCUUUUGAAAACGAGUGCACAAGUCACUGUCACUGUCAUACCACCGACUAAUGAUGGACAACCGCGGAGGGGCUGCUCUCUUCAGAGUUGUGAAUAUUUGUCUGGUAAUUAUGAGAGUGAUUAUGAGAAUGUGACGAAUACUGAGAGUACAUCGAGCCAGCAGAGUGCACAGCAGGCACAGCAGUAUCAGAAGAAUCAUGAGAGAUCGAUGAGUCCACCGAGAUCUAGCAAUUCGUCGGGAUAUGGCACUGGCUCGAGCUCGAGAUCAUUCACAGAUCCCAGAUUUACUCAGGAUAACACUGGGGUGCACGAUGAACGGUGGUACGACGGAUUAUUGGAAACACAUGAGAAAGAACUGAAUAAUCUCAAGUCCGAUGGCACUCCACCUCCACCACUUCCAGCUAGGCAGGGGCAAAAAAAUUGUAAAGAUCCGAAGCAUCAGUAUCAUGAGUAUUAUUCUAAAGAAUCUGAUUAUGUGUCACCGAGGGUUCUGCAUGAGAGUAAUUACCAGAGAAUUGACGAGAUGAAUAGGAAUAAUUGGGGCCAAUCUUAUGGUCACACACAUCAUGUUCAUCAGAAACUCACAGCCUCUGCUUCACUUCCAUUAUCGCAGAAUUCUGGGUAUAGUGUUGCCAAAACAAUAAAUCAAUUUGAAGCAGCUGAGCAUAAUAAUAUUCAUGAGAGUGAAGUGUCUAGGGUGCAUAUGAGGGGCAAGAAGGAAGAUCAUGGGGCCAAUGGGAAAACAAUGGCAGAGAGACGAGUAAGUUCUUACGAAUUUGUUCAGGAUCCUGAGAGCUCUGAGGGCAAUCAAGCCAAACAGCAAAAUCAAAUGAUUUACUGUAAUCGUGAGGAUUGUAAUGAAUCAAACAGGGAUAAUCAUGAAUUUAUCAUUGGUGACAAAGUUACUUGCUUGAAGAGUGGAUUACCAGAGAGAGUUCUCAAUCGUAAACUCAAUCAUGCUGAGUAUUCGAGGAAGGAUUAUGUUACUUCGAGUUUACCACCGGAGGUAAAGAUUUUUGAAGGUAAUGGUGCUGAUAUUUCCACAUGUGUUCUUCCAAGUGAGGAUGAAUUUGCUAACGCAUGUGAAAAUCACUCGCCAGGACUGAGGAGAUCGAAUAAACAGAGAUCUGGGGCUGGAAAUCCGAGCCCUAGGAAUCAGAGUCCCAGGCCAAAAUCACUGGUGAGAACUCCACACAGAAAUUCCGCUAAUUUUGCGUCGAGCACUCUCCAGGAAGAUUUGAUGAAACUUAUUAAUCCAGAUUAUAUUGGCGAUGAUAAUUCUCAAGUGAAAAAUAAUAAUGUUAAUGUCAAGGAGAAUGGAACGAGUUGUAAUAAUAAUGAGCCUGGUAUUAACAAUAUUGAUAAGGUCAUGGAGAAUCGAGAGAAUAAAAAUGAGAGUUGUAACAAAUUGGAGAUACAGAAUAGGUGUAGAUCGAGGGAAAAUCUGUGUGGCACAAGUGCUACGACGUUGAGUGUCUUAUCUACAUCAAAUCGUCAAGAAAAUUCAGGUGGCUCAGAAGUUAUUUUAACAAUGGCGAGGCCAGCUACUGUUAUUUCUAAUACAAGUACAAAUUCAAGUCCAGCUCCCAGUGAGAAUAAAUUAUCAAAGGAGGAGAGAUUGUCACCGAGGGUUACUAAGACUCUGUUUCCGUUGAAAGUGUCUAAUCUUGCUGGCACUGCGCCGGAUAAUGGUGAUGACAAUCAGUCCCAUUGUAAUGAGGAGAGUGUUUAUGAGAGUAGAACUUGUGUCACGGAUUUACAGAGUCAUUUGACUAAUCUUGAACUCAGGGUUGCGAGGGAAACGAGGAGGAGAUUAUCGCUCGAGGAGGAAGUCAGGAAAUUGAGAGAUGAGAAUAGACGACUGCAAGACGAGAAUCAUGCAGCUGCCCAGCAGUUGAGGAGAUUUACUGAGUGGUUCUUCCAGACUAUCGAUCAUCAAUAAUAUCUUUGUUUUUUUUUGUUGUACUUUCAUUAAUUGUAUACUUAGAGUAAACAUUUUCAUUUUUACGUUGUAAUUGAAUCAAUCACGGAAAUUUCAAUUGUGGAGUCAAGAAUAUUUCAAUGGUAUUCUCUGAUCGAGAGGAAUAAUUUCAGUUUCAUUUUCAUCUCCAUUUUUUUUUUAUUAAUUAUUAUUA
This is a messenger RNA of Fopius arisanus, 4718 nucleotides long. RefSeq names its product signal-induced proliferation-associated 1-like protein 1. Gene Ontology annotation, biological process: regulation of small GTPase mediated signal transduction; activation of GTPase activity. Gene Ontology annotation, molecular function: protein binding; GTPase activator activity. Bases 98 to 4525 code for a protein of 1475 amino acids. Gene Ontology annotation, cellular component: cytoplasm. The transcript is spliced from 3 exons. The record is from RefSeq and is a predicted model, not a curated record. NCBI's taxonomy places the organism in Eukaryota, Metazoa, Arthropoda, Insecta, Hymenoptera, Braconidae.